AUGGCUCCGUCGCUUCCCCAGCUCCUGGCCACGGCCCUGCUGGGCUCCCUGUGCGUGUCGGCCAGCCCCCGCGUCGUCCACGACAGCCUCACCGACUCCCCCACCUUCACGAGCAAACACAGCGGCUACAACAAGACGAUGAUGUCGUCGUCCUGCCCGCACAAGAUCAUGAAGAAGCACGACUUCACCUGGGGCCCGACCAGCACCGUCUGGACGGCGACGACCACCACCACCCACCACGUCGACUGCGGUCCUUGCACCGCGCUGCACGUCUCCCGCGUCCACCUCGGCGUCGGGCCCCAGAUCAUCUAUACGACCACGGUGACCGCCACGGUGCCCACGACGACGACCAUGUACGCGUGCGCCGUCGAAAAGAUUGCCCGCGACACCGCGGCACCCACCCCCGACAAAUAG
Molecule: messenger RNA, 414 nt
Organism: Purpureocillium lilacinum
Lineage: Eukaryota; Fungi; Ascomycota; Sordariomycetes; Hypocreales; Ophiocordycipitaceae
Source: RefSeq, a predicted model, not a curated record